Molecule: messenger RNA, 1760 nt
Organism: Chroicocephalus ridibundus (black-headed gull)
Lineage: Eukaryota; Metazoa; Chordata; Aves; Charadriiformes; Laridae
Gene: MAP2K5
Product: mitogen-activated protein kinase kinase 5
Exons: 22
Coding region: 95-1441 (448 amino acids)
Biological process (GO): MAPK cascade; protein phosphorylation
Molecular function (GO): protein binding; MAP kinase kinase activity; ATP binding
Source: RefSeq, a predicted model, not a curated record
AGUCCUUCCUGCGGUCGGGGCGGGGCGGCGCAGGCCCCGCUCUGCUCGGCAGCGGCCGCGGCCCGCCGCAGCAUGUGAGCCCGGCGGGGCGGGGAUGCUCUGGCUGCUCUGCGGCCCCUCCCGCGCCAUGGAGAGCCAGGCGCUGGUGAUCCGCAUCAGGAUCCCCGACGGCGGGGCCGUCGACUGGACUGUUCACUCGGCGCCUCAGCUGCUCUUCAGGGACGUGCUGGAUGUCAUCGGUCAAGUUUUGCCAGAUGCAACGACAACAGCAUUUGAGUAUGAAGAUGAGGAUGGUGAUCGGAUUACUGUUAGAAGUGAUGAAGAAAUGAAAGCCAUGCUAUCCUAUUAUUACUCCACUGUAAUGGAACAGCAAGUAAAUGGACAAUUAAUAGAGCCUCUACAGAUAUAUCCAAGAGCCUGCAAGCCUCCUGGGAAACGGAACAUACAUGGCCUGAAGGUAAAUACGCGAGCGGGGUCUGCUAAUAAUAGCAGUUCGGCAGUCUCGGAUUCCCUUCCAAGCAAUAGCUUAAAAAAAUCUUCCGCAGAGCUGAAGAAAAUACUUGCAAAUGGCCAGAUGAAUGAACAAGACAUACGGUAUCGAGACAUCCUCGGUCAUGGCAAUGGAGGCACAGUCUACAAGGCAUAUCAUGUCCCUAGUGGAAAAAUACUAGCAGUAAAGGUCAUACCCUUAGAUAUAACACUGGAACUCCAGAAGCAGAUAAUGUCGGAGUUAGAAAUUCUUUAUAAGUGUGACUCAUCGUAUAUCAUAGGAUUUUAUGGUGCUUUUUUUGUAGAAAACAGAAUUUCAUUGUGUACAGAGUUCAUGGAUGGGGGUUCUUUGGAUGUUUAUAGAAAAAUUCCAGAACAUGUCCUCGGAAGAAUAGCAGUGGCUGUUGUGAAAGGCCUUACCUAUUUAUGGAGUCUAAAGAUUUUACACAGAGAUGUGAAGCCGUCUAAUAUGCUGGUGAACACGCGGGGCCAGGUGAAGCUGUGUGACUUCGGGGUUAGCACGCAGCUGGUGAAUUCUAUAGCCAAGACGUAUGUUGGAACAAAUGCUUAUAUGGCGCCUGAGCGGAUUUCAGGAGAACAGUAUGGAAUUCAUUCGGACGUUUGGAGUCUAGGGAUUUCCUUCAUGGAGCUUGCUCUUGGGAGGUUUCCAUAUCCUCAGAUUCAGAAAAACCAGGGAUCUUUAAUGCCUCUCCAGUUAUUGCAGUGCAUUGUUGAUGAGGAAUCGCCCGUCCUUCCAGCCGGGGAGUUCUCUGAGCCAUUUGUACACUUCAUCACUCAAUGCAUGAAAAAGCAACCAAAGGAAAGGCCGGCACCUGAAGAUUUAAUGGGCCACCCGUUCAUCGUGCAGUACAACGAUGGGAACGCAGAAGUCGUGUCCAUGUGGGUGUGCAGGAUGCUUGAGGAGCGGCGAUCGACCCAAGGACCGCAGUGAGCUGGACCGGCCCCGCAGCGGCGCGCGAGACGGCAGCUCGUCCUGGACCAGCAGCACCAGCCCCGCGCUUCGGACUCUCGGUCUCUCUGGAUCAUAUUUUACUAAAAAAGUAUUUUCUAGAAGCAUCAACGAAAUCUUUCAGGGUAGUUGGUGCUGCCUUUCCCUCACCACCACAUUAAGGAAUUUUCUUCCCACAUUUCUUUUGAUGCUGAGCAAUUUAAUGUCCUCAGAUUAUCUUCAGUUAAACUGUACACAGCCUUAAAGCAAGUAUUUUAUAUCUGUAUUUUUUUGUUACUGAAUGUAUUGUAUAUUUCCUGGC